Molecule: messenger RNA, 8127 nt
Organism: Xiphias gladius (swordfish)
Lineage: Eukaryota; Metazoa; Chordata; Actinopteri; Istiophoriformes; Xiphiidae
Product: BCL-6 corepressor-like
Exons: 13
Coding region: 938-7663 (2241 amino acids)
Biological process (GO): negative regulation of transcription by RNA polymerase II
Cellular component (GO): nucleus
Molecular function (GO): protein binding; transcription corepressor activity
Source: RefSeq, a predicted model, not a curated record
GACAGGCAGACGACGGGACCGAAAAGAAAGAAAAGAAAUGUGGAAUAAUCCGCGACCUGAGCGCGCGACACUCUGCUGAGGAAUAUUGCCGCUCGUGGAGGAAAAAUACUAUUUUUACAUUUCCCUUUUUUUGGGGUUUUUUUUGUUUUUGUUUUUUAAUUUUCGGUCUGAAAUUUGUUUGGAUUUGAUCCGGCUGCUUCCUGCCGGGACUUCACGGAGGGAAAACACACACACACUCACGCACACACACACACACGCGUACACGGUCACGCUGAGAGUUCAACCCGGUACCGGACGGCGUGUGCGUGUGCGCGCCUGUACGUGCGUGCACGUCCAGGUGUGUGUGUCCGCCGGCUUUCAUCUGCCGCGGUUCGUUGUUAAAUUUCAUGUUUUUCCAACGGAGUUCUGCUCGGCUCCGGUCACCUUGUUUUUGACCCGUGUGUGCGGCCCGUGCGUGAGUGCGCGUGAGCGUGAACGUGUGCGCACAUGUCGCAGCGUGACUCUCACUAAAAAAAAAAAUCAUUAACGGAUCUAUUUCAAUUUUUUUUUCUGUUUGUGGAGUGUUUUGGCUCUUGGAGCAGGACCGACAGUGUGUGUGUGUGUGUGUGUGUGUGCGCGCAUGUUUUGUGAGCGUGCGCGUGCGCGUCCACGCCCCCCGUCCUGCAGCCGCACGCGGCAGAUCAAUGAGGAUGGAUUUAUUUACUUUGACACGACAGGAGGAGAUUUGAUGUUUAGUUCGAGCCCUUUUUUACCGGAUGGAUGUUAGAUCAGAAAUAAUCAGAAGAAAAGUGAGACAUUAAAAAACUGGAUUCUCCUCCACAGAAGAGGGAGAAGGAGAGGAAGAGGACGAGGACGAGGAAGGCAUGGCGGACUGAGCGGCGUCCUCGAGGCAGACGGUCCCGUCUGAAGCAGAAACCAGGGACGGCAGACUCACAGCAUGGUAGGAUCAAAGGUGGAUGCCAGCACAGCUUACAGGAUGAACCCGCUAGCUGCCCUCAGCAUCGACCGCAACGCUCUGGUGGGGGAAAACCUGCGCCCCCAUGAAGGAAUUUUCUAUCCUGUUAUCCAUCCUCUCUCUGCUGAAAAGCCCCAGGAGGCUGGCACUUCUCUUCCACUUGGCUAUGAUCUUCUAUACAAACCAGAUGUAACCCUGCUGGAUGGCCAGAAACCUGCAAAUGGAUACAUUGGACUCUAUAAGAACCCACCACCAGGGCUGCAGAAACCCCUGGUUGUCCCCGUUGCAGGAGCUGACGGCCUGGGGCUAGACCGCCAAGUUCUACCCAAUGACAAGCAGUCAGAACUGGGCCUGAAUGGUGCUGCCAGCUUCCUGAGAUUGCCCUGGAUCAGCCCUUAUUCUGAUGCAACAAUGUACCCCUUCCUGGACAUGGCAUACAAGGCCUCCUUCCUGUCCCAGCCAUCGCCCUUCAUCCACCAGCAGCUGGCAUAUCAAUCUUUGUGUGCCGCCGGGGCAGGAAGCAGCACACCUGCGGAAGACAGACUUUUCUACCUGCCUCGUUAUGCCCCAGCCCAUAUCUCCUCCCCGAUGGGAACUCCGAUCAGGAUCCCUACGGUCACCCCAGCUCCUGCUGUCAUUUCGCCCCUGCCCCAUUGCCAGGACAAGGCUUUGCAGGGAAUUGGUCCUCAGGUACAACAGGAACCCUUUGCCUUCAGCACCAGUCCACAAAUCCGCCAGGAUUCUCAGCCUCACCAUACUGAGCGACAACAUGGAAGCAGUAGCAGUGGUGCCAAGUCCAGGCAGCCCUCUUCCACCAAGAGCAGCAGCGGCAGUGGUGGAAGUAGCAGUGUCCCUGUUAACAGUUCAACUAGCACUGCUGCAAUACAGUCACCCCCAGUUACCCGUCCUCCAUCCUCAGUUCCCCCACCCAAACCCCUCAGCAACACCACUGCAGACCUCCAGAAGUCCCUUUACAGAAGCACUUCCUCAUCAUCGACCUCACUUUCAGUGUCUCGCCCCUUUUACAUGGGUAGUCUGAGCUCCGAGCACUGCUCUCCCAUGCACUCAGGCAGCAACAAAACCAAAGAUGCCAGCUCAGACGUCUGUAGUGCAGAGAAGUGUGCAUCACCUGCAAAGACAUCAACGGACAGAGCUGUAUCUCAAAAGCCUGCCAAAAACCCUGGAGAAAAACCUUUGGAUCUUACUGCCAAAGAGUUGGAAGGAUUCGCAAAUGGAUUCCCAUCCAAAUUAGAGGCCCUUGCCAAGUUGGGGUAUUUGGCACCAUCUCGUUAUGGGCGGCUGGCUAGUCAGGACCAGCAUUUAAAAGAGGGUCUGCCCCCACCGGUUAGCACAUCAGCAAAGGCUCCAGAUCAUCCCGAAAUGAUCAGUAAUGUGCCCUCCCCUUGGGUUUUUCCGGGUCACUCCCCAGCUGUCAGCUCAGACCCCAGCAGAGGCUCCCAAAUGACUAAAAACAAGAGUAUAGACAAUGUUCCUCAUCAACCACCGCCUCAUGGCUCUCCUGGUUCCACAACAGUUGAGGUGAACAGUAGUCCCAGUCCUGCCUCGGGUGGAAGAACUUCUGCGUCAUCUCCUUCCCCAAAGUCCAAAGUUGAAUGGCCUCGAGUUGCAACUACUGAUUUGGAGCAAGGCCCUCCAAACAGCAAUGGAGAAACUCAUACAUGCUCCGGAAAACAGACCAUAACUCCUACUAAGCCAGAGACUCAGGAGAACCCAACUCAUUCACAGCAGCAGCAGCAGCAGCAGCAGUCUCGUGUGGAAAAUGGAAACCCCUCCAGCCAAAUCUUUGGUGAUUCCUACCUCCCUCCUGGCUUAGGUUACACUAAUCGCUACAUCCCAUAUUCAGUCGCUGAGAAUAUGUCCCUGCAACGCAUGUCCAUUCCAGGUAAAGGACCUGUCUACCCCCACCCAGUCUUGCUUGGCAACAGCAGCUUUUACCCACCACACAUUGCACCAAAACAUGGCCUCCCAUAUGGAGUACAUCAAUAUCAAAAUUCCCAAGAGUUGGCCCCAACACCCAUGUCGUCCUACCCAGAUCGUAACACUAGAGACCGACUUGAGAACAGGUCUAAGGCCCAGGAUAAGCCCUGGAAUGUAGAACCGUACAGGAUCCAGGAAAGACCGGAUGCUGACAGCUCCCACAGGAGUGGCGAUGAGAGAGAGAGGUCCACAAACCAAACCAUGAAGCCUUCAGGAAAAGGUCUCACGGCUGUCAGAGAUGACAUAGUUUGUAUUGACCUGGUGCGUGAUGAGGUAGACGAUGAUUUGUCCACCACCAAAGGCAGCUCCCCAGAUACCAGGACAGAGGAUUCCCCCAAGCUAGGUGGCAGUGGCUGUAGCCACAUUCAAGAAAGAGAGCCUUGGCCUCCAAAUGUCCUAGCCCCCAGCCAGGCUGCAGAACAGAGGCUAGGCUCACUACCCCAGACUUCCCAACCAAAACCUCCUCAUCACACCUUUUCUUCACCUACUCCUACUAAAGAGGAGAUCCCAGAGGAGAUCCAAGAAGAGGAGGAGCCUCUUAGUCCAUACUCAGACAUCCCAGAGGAGCAGACGAUGCGCUGUGCCCGAACUUCUACACAGCAGUUUUCUAGAAAAUGUAAAACUGGAACCUCUGGUUGUACUGGGGACUCGAUCAGGGGUGGAACUAGUGGUGGUAAUAACAGUGUUGAUGGGAAGAGUGCUAAUAAUGAAGAAAAUUCCGAAGGCUCAGCCAGUAAAAAGGUUGAUCCUGAGCAAAGCCCUUCCAGAAAUGGCAACUCAUUGGGUCCCAUUAGCCAAGAAAACUGUUCCAGUGACUGUGCCAAUUCUAACAACAUCAUGGGAGCAGUGUGUACAGUCACUGGCCCCAGGAGUCCAGUUCAUGGGGGCAACUGUCAUUCAGACAGUCCAGUUUUCACCAGUAAGGCACCGGCAUGUAGAGAUUUCAGUCCCCAGGUUCCAGCUUGCAGGAGCUUUAAUCCCAGGGUUGCUGCCGGAGGAGUAAUGAACACCAGGGCCCCACUCUGUGUUAACAACCCAAGAGCUCCCACAUCCCUCAGUAGAGAUGCGAACAGUCCAAAUUUUGUCAACAGAAAUUUUGUGGGUCCAUGUUGCAGAAAUCUGACUCUGAGGGCUCAAACUUGUGAACCAAGAAUUUUCAGUGGUCCAACUCGUGGGAAUAGUAAUCCUGGGGCUCCAAACUGUAGGAGCAUCAAUCCCCGAUUUGCAAACUGUGAAAUCCGCAAUGCAGUGCACCCAACUCGUGGAAACAUCAAUCUUGGGGUUCCUGCAUGCAAUUUCAGUGGUCCAAAAUGUGGAAAUAUCCUCUCUAAGGGCCAGUCUUUUGGAAAUAACCAGACCUGUGUAAACAACAAUCCCAGGAUCCCCACAUAUGGAAACAAUUUUCCCCGGAGCCCAGCCUGUCGGCACCUUUCGCCUGGCAAUCCUACCAAUGGAGGAUUUAACAGGAUGCCUACAGAUUUGUCUCCAGAGCUGCCAGUCAACAGAGACCUCAAAUGUGAAGGCUUUUCCUCCAAUGAGACAGGGCCCAGGAGAGAGACGCCAAACUCCAUCCUCACCUCCGCCAGCUGUGGAGAUGGGAAGGAAGACAUCCAGAACACCAUGGAUCCCCUGGCAGAUGAGGACGAGGGCCCCAGCUGCAGCAAGAACCGGCGCUCCGGCCUCACCAGACGCAUCGCCAACUCAUCUGGCUACGUGGGUGACCGCUUUAAAUGCGUGACCACAGAGCUUUAUGCCGACUCCAGCAAGCUGAGCAGAGAGCAAAGAGCACUCCAGCGUGCAAUGCUGCGCUUCUCCGAGCUGGAGCUGAAGGAGAAAGAGGGAGGAGGAGGAGAAGAGGAAGAAGGGAUGACAGCAGCGGCGGCGGCGUUGGUGGCAACGGGGGAGAAGGAGCUGGCAGGCGGUUCUCAGCUCUCCUGCCAUCACAGACAACUCCCUGUCCUGCCAUUUUGCCGCCACUCCGACAGAGCGAAGGAGGACCACUCCACGGAGGAGGAGAAGAGGAAUGAAGACGGGGAAGAAGGAGGUCGGCAGGAGGAGAGGAAGAAAGAGGAGAGGAGUUUUGUCUCACAGCCAGAACAACAGCAUCAAAGGUUUCUGCCCACAGCCAGAGGCCUGUUUCAGGGAAACGCCCCCACGUCGACCUCCACAACGGGCGACUCAACGCUAGACGACGUGAAGAAGCUGAAGGUUUGCAUCGAGCUGAACGGCCUGCGACUCAACAAGCCUCGCCUCCCCGGCGAGCUCGGCCAAUGGCUGUCAUCCGGUGAGAGGUCAGCAGAGGUCGACAGGAGAUUCAGAAUGGACGUACCGGCCGCCAGGGGGAGGUCGGAGGUGAAUGGAGGCUGGUGUGACCCCGCGUUUGUGAGGAGGGAUGGCCCCAGAGUUUUCCCCGUGGCCCCGCCCUCCUCUCCUGCCCAUUUCCCCCGGCAACUGUGCAACCCCGCCCCCCGGCAACCAGCGCCCGCUUCAUUCUCCUCCCUCACCUCCUCCCGCCUCCAGGACAAGCAUCAGAAGCUGAGGGAGAACCGCAGGCCGAAGGGCAAGCGUCCCUGCAAGACGAAGCACACGGGAGGAGAGGCGGCGAGGGAGGAGGAUAGAUACGAAGGAGGCAGCGACAACGAUGAGAAGAAGGACGGGAAGCGAAUCGGUGCGCUGCGCGCAGCUCUCCCGUCGGGUGAGAUUUUACCGUCUGAGAGGAUAGAAAAUCGAUACGUCCCGUCUCCCUUUGUCCAGGAGGUGGUGCUGUACUGUCUGGAGAGACGGAUCUGCGACGUUAACCAUCGAGACAACGCCGGGUAUUGCGCCCUGCACGAAGCCUGUGCCCGUGGCUGGUUGGGAAUCGUACGCCACCUGGUGGAGCACGGAGCCGACGUCAACUGCAGCGCUCAGGAUGGAACCAGGCCGCUGCACGAUGCUGUGGAGAACGACCACGUGGAGGUCGUGCGCCUCCUGCUGGCCUGCGGCGCCGACCCCACCCUCACCUCCUACUCCGGACGAGGGCCAAUCAACAUGACCCACAGCGCUGCCAUGGAAACCUUCCUGGAGGACUAUCUCUCUGACCUCCAGGGAAGGUCGGAGGGCGAUCCGGGAAUCUACUGGGAGUUUUACGGCAGCUCCGUGUGCGAGCCGUCCAGCGAAGGAGGAGUGUAUAACAUCCUGGCUGACCCACCGGGGCCAGAGGAGGAGGAGGAGGAGGAUGAAGAGGAGGAUGAGGACGAGGAGCAACGUGCAAGGAGGGAGGUGUUCGAGUUUGAGUUGUCCGACCGACCGCUGCUCCCCUGCUACAACAUCCAGGUGUCGCUGUCACAGGGUCCCAGGAACUGGCUCCUCCUCUGCGAUGUCAUAGGUCGCCUUCGGAUGACAUCUCGGUCUUUCCGGCGCCUCUUCCCUCAGCUCAACGUGCAGUCCAUCCCUGAGGACGAGUUCUAUCGACAGGCAUCCCUGUCGCAGCUUCUGACGGGUCCUGAUGAGCAGGAGCUGGCCUCCUUCAGGCCGGAUGUCAAAGACCCUCUGGAGUUGGUGGAGGCCACCCCUGAGCUGGCCGGCAUGCUCGGUUCUUCCUUGGAGUUCGUGGACAGUCGCUGGGACUCCCUGAAAGCUUCGCCACCUCCAACGCCACCCCCACCACCGUCGCCAAGACCCUCGGCGAGAUAUUCACCAAGACCGCCACUACGCAUUCCACCAUCAUUACCACCACAGCGACAGGGGGCAACAGAAGCUGGUGCUAAAGUGGAAAAUGCCUUGCAAAACAGGACUGCAGAGUCUGGACAAUGCCAAGGACUUAAAAACAUUGGAUAUUCUACUCCAGCAGCUAAAAUGGAAACUAAAUUAGAUGCUACCACGUGGGAACCACAAAAGCAAGGAAGUAAAAAUGCCGGGGAUCCUUCUCCGUCAAAACCAAACAUGACAGUGAAUACUAGCACGUGGGAACAGCAAAGAGUACAAAGUAAGAGCGCUGGAAUCGCUAAUUCUGCUCAUUUGGACUCUAAGAUGGACAAUAGCAUGUGGGAACAACAAAGACAAUGUAGUAAGGCCACUGGGAUGGCUAAUUCUGCUAAUUCUGACUCUAAAAUGGACUCCAACACGUGGGAACAACAAUGGCAAGGAAGUAAAACCACGGGAGGCACUGCAGUCAAGUCUGACCUGGCAGUAGGUGCUAGCAUGUGGGAACCCCAGCGACUACGAAGUAGGAACGCUGUGAAUUGUGAUGCCAAAGUGGACAUGGCCCUGUCGGACCCACAGCGACUAAGGAAUAAGGAUGCUGGAGCAGUGGAUGCUACCACAUGGAAACGACAAAAUCAAGGGUAUAAGACUGGUCGGGUUUCAAAUUCUACAAACCCAGGUGCUUUGGUUGAUGGUUUUGACGGCAUUUGGGAACCACAACGACUGCGAAGUAAGAAUGCUGCGAUCACCAGCCCUGCGAAACUAGAUGCUAACGCGUGGGAACGCCAUGGAAUAAAGAGCGUGGGUGGCAACAGCACAACACCCAAAAGAGAAGCUAACUCCUGUGAUACCCAAGGAGGUAAGGCCAUGAAGAUGGAUACUGCCUGGCAAAGGAACUUGGGCAAUGUCAGAGUACACAUCAGGGACUUGGGGAUGAAAGUUGGUGGAGGUACCAUGCGGAGAGAUAUGAAGAAAGAGCAAGGGAAGGUCGUCGGGAAGGGCGCCAGGGUUAAAACAAGGUCAUGACAAAACAUUACGCGACCAAGAAAAUGAGAAGUUGCAAAUCAGGUUGCGGGAGUCAAACGGAACUGCUGCCAGACUGAGAAAGAUUCUUCAGCAACAAUACAGUAUUCCAUAAAAAAAUGAACAAUUUUACACAAAAUUGAAACAUACAUGUAAAUACUGUACAUGAGCAAACAUAUUUGGACGUUGAAAAGGACUGUCCAUCCUUUGUGGAGAGACUGUAACAGUAUUGUGUGUGUUAUAUGUACACUGUAAAUAUGUGUCUUUUUUAUUUAUGAGUACAGAUAUCACUGGUUCUUAAAUUUAUUCUUUGUAAAUGCAGUCUGGUGUAAAUACGAUGCAGUUUGUGUUGCGUGGUAAGAUUAUUGGUUCUGGUCUGGGAGGUUGUUUGUUACCUUUGUGUGUAAUUUUGUAUUCAGCAUCCCGUCGGCUUUCGUCACCAAACUAUUUAUUGUCCAAUAAAAACA